CUAGCGUGGAAGAACUACAACCCCCAGCAGUCACUGCGCUGCCAGCCUGUCCUCUUCGGUCCCCCAUCUCCCCCCAUCUUAGUGCCUGAGCGGCUUGGCCAGAGCUGCUGCUACUGCAGCAAGAGGUAGGGCUGAGGCGUGGAGAAUUUCAUGGACAGGAGGUCGCACAGAAAGACACACAGAGGUAGUGGUGUACAUUUAAGCCCUUGACAGCAAAUAGCAGGUGACACUAGUUAAAGGCAUCUCCUGCAAGAGUAGGAGAAGAUGGCCACUCUCAACCAUUCCAACUGUAAUAGAGAGUCACCAGGUGCUCUGGAGCAGGCGAAGACCUCUCGUGGUCUGCGGAGCCCCCAGGUAGCCCAUGAGCCUCAUGACUUUGGCGGGUCCUUGCUUCUGCCACCAGGAAGGGAGAUGCACUCAGAUGAAGGUGUUGCUCCAGCUGGCGGUGGCUCGAGCUGCAACAUUAAGGGUUCCCGCAGCCAGAGCUCAGGGGGCUGUUCAGUGGAGGCGGCGCUGGCCCGAAAGAAGCACCGUAGGCGGCCGUCGAAGCGCAAGCGUCACUGGAGGCCUUACUUGGAGCUGAGCUGGGCUGAGAAGCAGCAGCGAGAUGAGAGGCAGAGCCAGAGGGCCUCCCGGGUCCGCGAGGAGAUGUUUGCCAAAGGCCAGCCCCUGGCACCCUACAACACCACCCAGUUCCUCAUGAAUGACCGUGACCUGGAGGAGCCUAACCUGGACGUGCUCCAUGGGCUGUCCCACACGGGCUCCAGUGGGGAGAAUGAGGCAGGGGACAGUGACGGGCAGGGCCGAGCCCAUGGGGAAUUCCAGCAGAGGGACUUCUCUGAGGCCUACGAGCGCUACCACACCGAGAGCCUUCAGGGCCGCAGCAAGCAGGAGCUGGUGAGAGACUACCUGGACCUAGAGAGGCGACUGUCACAGGCUGAGCAGGAAACUCGGAGGCUCCAGCGGCUGCAGGGGCGCCCCGGCAGGCAGCCCUGUCAGCAGGUGGAGGAGCUGGCUGCCGAGGUGGAAAGGCUCCGGACUGAGAACCAGAGGCUUCGGCAGGAGAAGGAAAUGUGGCACCGAGGGGGCAGCUGCUGCGACCAGGAGAAGCCUGCCACAGAAGGGACCCCAAGACCCCAGGAUAAGUCCCCAUGUCACAACCACUCAGGCCAGCCGGGUCACAGGCAGGCAGGUGACAGCUGAAGGCUACUCGUGGCACCCCUGCCCUGCUGAGAACUGCUAAGGCAAGGUCAGAGUGUCCCCUGUCAUUUCCACUGUUGCCUCUUUGAUGUCACCUUACUUUUUACAGAGCAAUUAAAUGGCCUUGUGAGACCCGC
Messenger RNA from Psammomys obesus (fat sand rat), 1337 nucleotides. It is a transcript of the gene Hexim2, whose product is annotated as HEXIM P-TEFb complex subunit 2. The record is from RefSeq and is a predicted model, not a curated record. Gene Ontology annotation, molecular function: cyclin-dependent protein serine/threonine kinase inhibitor activity; 7SK snRNA binding. Gene Ontology annotation, biological process: negative regulation of cyclin-dependent protein serine/threonine kinase activity; negative regulation of transcription by RNA polymerase II. Gene Ontology annotation, cellular component: nucleus; nucleoplasm; cytoplasm. Lineage: Eukaryota; Metazoa; Chordata; Mammalia; Rodentia; Muridae. The transcript is spliced from 3 exons. Bases 265 to 1203 code for a protein of 312 amino acids.